AUGAAGUUCUCCCAUUCUUUACAAUUCAACGCUGUACCUGAAUGGUCUUCAAAGUAUAUAGCUUAUACUACCUUAAAGAAACUUAUCUACUCAUUACAAAGAGAUCAAGUUCGAAAUGAAGAAAACGAUGAAGAAAACCGUUUACUUAAUAAUGAACAUCGUCACAUUAAGGAUCCAUCAACAGUCUUUAUAGCUGCUUUGGACGCUGAACUUUUGAAGAUAGAUGAUUUCUAUGAAUUCCAACAACAUAAUAUUUAUAAGAACAUUGAAGAAUUGGUGGAAGAGAUCGAAAACUUUGAGAACGAUUUGAAUAGAAAGAGUCAAGAUCUCAAUGAUUUCACUUUGAAUGAAGGCCCUAGCAAACAUCAUACCAAAGCUAUGAACAACUACGAUGGUACCACUGACCCAGAAACAGAAUUAACUCAAGAAGAAGACGAUGAUUUCAAUUUAAGGAAAUCUAAGUCGAUUGAAGAAUACUUAAAAUCUUCAAAAUCAUUGAAAUCACCAUUUUUAAUGAAUGAUGAAGAUGAAAUUCCUGCUCAGUUGAUGUUUUUAAAUGAAAAUAGAAUCAUUUUAAGAAAGAAAAUCAUUGAAAUGUUUACCAUUGUUUCAGAAUUGAAAUCUUUUGUUGAAUUAAAUCAAACUGGGUUCAAAAAAGCCUUGAAAAAAUUCGAUAAAUCUUUAAAUACUUCCAUUAAAGAUGAAUAUCUCAAUAAUUUAUCCACUAGAAGUUACAUCUUCAAAGAAUCUACCAUGAUAGAGUUGAAUAAUAAAAUCGAUUCUUUGAUUAAACUUUAUCAAUUGAUCUGUAAUCAUUCAAGUUUCGAAGUAGCGAAAUCGGAAUUAUCUGUCCAUUUAAGAGAACAUAUAGUUUGGGAAAGAAACACUGUAUGGAGAGAUAUGAUUGGUAUGGAAAGGAAAACUUAUGCUGCCAAAGAUGAAGGCAAUGGUGAUAUUAAGGAAAGUAAAAAAGAAGCAAAUGCUGGUUUGAGUAGAAUAAACUUAUCUUUCACUAAUCCUGUGAUUCUCAAGUUAUUAGCUAUUGCUUCAAUAACCAUCCUUUUAAUUAAUGUCAGUAUCUUUAAAGAUCCUGUCCAAGAAAGAUGUUUCGCCAUUUUAAUCUGUGCAUCUUUAUUAUGGGCUACUGAAACCAUUCCGUUAUUUGUCACUUCAUUAUUAAUCCCCUUAAUGAUCAUAGUAUUAAGAGUAUUAAAGAAUGAUGAUGGUUCAACCAAAGAUUCUUUCUUAUCAUCACAAUUCAUUUUAUCAACUAUGUGGAAUUCAGUUAUUCUCCUUUUGUUGGGAGGUUUUACUUUAGCUGCUGCAUUAUCCAAAUAUAACAUUGCUAAACUUCUUUCCAUAACCAUAUUAUCAAAGGUUGGUACUAAUCCUAGUACGGUGUUAUUGACUAUUAUGGGGAUUGCAUUAUUUUCAUCAAUGUGGAUUUCUAAUGUUGCGGCACCAGUUUUAUGUUUUUCAUUAAUUCAACCAUUAUUGAGAACUUUACCAAAAGAUUCAAGAUUCAAAAAUGCUUUGAUCUUAGGUAUUGCAUUAUCUUCAAAUGUUGGAGGUAUGGCAUCUCCCAUAGCUUCACCUCAAAAUAUGAUUGCUAUUGAAAGUAUGGAUCCUCAACCUUCUUGGGGUCAAUGGUUUGUUAUUUCUUUACCAGUUUGUUUUAUAUCGUUGAUUUUAAUCUGGGUGUUUUUGUUGAUUACUUUCAAUUGUAAUUCUAAGAAUACUAAAUUGGUAUCUAUUAGAACAUCCAAUGAAAAAUUCACUUUCAUUCAAUGGUAUAUCAUUUUCAUCUCAAUGAUGACCAUUGUGUUAUGGUGUUUGGCAUCAAAAAUGAAAUGGUUAUUUGGAGAAAUGGGAAUUAUAUCUUUAAUUCCAAUCAUCCUUUUCUUUGGUGGUGGUUUAUUGACUACGGAAGAUUUCAAUAAUUAUCCUUGGAAUAUUGUCAUUUUAGCUAUGGGAGGAACUGCCUUAGGUAAAGCCGUGUCAUCAUCAGGUUUAUUAUCAACUAUAGCUGUUCAAAUUCAACGUCAAGUAGAAAAUUUCUCCUUAUUUGGUAUCGUUAUAACUUUUGGGUUAUUAAUCUUGAUUAUGGCUACUUUUGUUUCUCAUACAGUUGCAGCUUUAAUUACUAUUCCGUUGAUUUCCGAAAUAGGUAAUAAAUUACCUGAACCUCACCCAAGAUUAUUAAUCAUGAUAACUGCUUUAUUAUGUUCUUCAGCCAUGGGUUUACCAACUUCAGGUUUCCCUAAUGUUACAGCUAUCUGUAUGACUGAUGAUUUCGGUAAACCUUAUUUAACUGUUAGUACUUUUAUCACCAGAGGUGUACCAGCAUCUUUCAUUGCUUAUUUCAUCAUCAUCACCAUUGGGUUUGCAAUAAUGAAGUUAAUCAACUUUUAG
Yamadazyma jaroonii is the source of this 2412-nucleotide messenger RNA. NCBI's taxonomy places the organism in Eukaryota, Fungi, Ascomycota, Pichiomycetes, Serinales, Debaryomycetaceae. The record is from the annotation of a GenBank genome assembly.